GAGGGAGGAGAGAACCGGGGCUCGCCGCGAGCCUUCGAGAGCAGCGGCCGCAAAGCAGGCGGCAGCAACGGCUGGCGGGAGCCGCGGCUGCAGUCUCGGGGCCAAUCCGGCGCUCAUCCCUGAGCGCCCUGCGCUAAGGAAAGCUCGGUGGGUCGCGGGAGCCGCAGGACAGGGGUGGACAAAGCAAGAUGGCAGGAAUCUUAGCCUGGUUCUGGAACGAGAGGUUCUGGCUCCCACACAAUGUCACCUGGGCGGACCUGAAGAACACGGAGGAAGCCACCUUUCCACAGGCUGAGGACCUCUAUCUCGCCUUCCCACUGGCCUUCUGCAUCUUCAUGGUGCGGCUUAUCUUUGAGAGAUUUGUAGCCAAACCAUGUGCCAUCGCCCUCAAUAUUCAGGCCAAUGGACCACAAAUUGCGCAGCCCAAUGCCAUUCUGGAAAAAGUCUUCACUGCGAUUACAAAGCAUCCUGAUGAGAAGAGACUGGAGGGCCUCUCCAAGCAACUGGACUGGGAUGUGCGAAGCAUUCAGCGCUGGUUUCGACAGCGGCGCAAUCAGGAGAAGCCCAGCACCCUGACGAGAUUCUGUGAAAGCAUGUGGAGAUUUUCAUUUUACCUCUACGUAUUUACCUAUGGAGUCCGGUUCCUGAAAAAGACCCCCUGGCUGUGGAAUACAAGGCACUGCUGGUACAACUAUCCCUAUCAGCCACUCACAACUGACCUUCACUACUAUUACAUCCUGGAGCUGUCAUUUUAUUGGUCUUUAAUGUUUUCCCAGUUCACUGAUAUCAAAAGGAAGGACUUUGGCAUCAUGUUCCUGCACCACUUCGUAUCUGUUUUACUGAUUACCUUUUCUUACGUCAACAAUAUGGCCCGAGUAGGGACCCUGGUCCUUUGUCUUCACGACUCAGCUGAUGCUCUUCUAGAGGCUGCCAAAAUGGCAAAUUAUGCCAAGUUUCAGAAAAUGUGUGACCUCCUGUUUGUGAUGUUUGCCAUGGUUUUUAUCACCACACGACUGGGUAUAUUUCCUCUCUGGGUGUUAAACACCACAUUAUUUGAGAGCUGGGAGAUCGUUGGACCUUACCCUUCCUGGUGGGUUUUUAACCUACUGCUGUUGCUAAUACAAGGGUUGAACUGCUUCUGGUCUUACCUGAUUGUAAAAAUAGCUUGCAAAGCUGUUUCAAAAGGCAAGGCUGGGAAGUGGAACCCUUUACAUGUGUCCAAGGAUGAUCGAAGUGAUAUUGAGUCUAGCUCAGAUGAGGAGGACUUGGAACCUCCGGGGAAGAACCCUCACACCACAACAACUACCAAUGGGACCGGUGGUACCAAUGGGUAUCUCCUGACCGGUCCUUGCUCCAUGGAUGAUUAAUUACUCAAAACUAUACAUCCCGAACAAAGUGAACUGUUUGUUCCUGGAAGUAUUUAAUAAGUUGCAAAUGCAGUUCCUUUCAUGAUAUCUCAGCAACAGAAACAAAAAUUAGGAUUAUCAAAGCAUUUUUGAAUAGUGCACUGCCAUAUGUCCUGUUUGUGAAUGAAGAAGAAAUAUCAUUCUCUAUAUGUAGGCAUGCUGUAUGUAUUUGACACAAGGGAACAGUAUUUGCAUUUGUACUGUCUUAGAAUAUUAUUUAUUUUUUUGUAUUUGUUUGUAAAUCUGUGGACAAAAAAAGGGUUUCCUCACUCCUUUUACUCUCCGGGUUCAUGACAGUGAAGGAGAUGCUCCAUCUGCUUCUACCCCUCUCUCUUGCUGUAGUCCAGUGUGCUGUGAGCCUCAGCUUAGUUUGUCACUUAGCACAAGCAAAACCCAGCGCAGAACUCUUGAACAGCUACAAAUAGGUUUGCUUUCUUUGUGUAACUGUGCCCAUUUUGAAGUUUGCCUAUACAGUUGGUGACCAUUCUCCAGUGUAAAGUAUAAAGGAUGAACUAGGUUUUUAAAAUGUCACUCAUCAUGGUCACUGAGCAGUUCAAGUUAAACAGGGUGUUCUUGGGGAACUGUUUUGAAUUUGCAUCAAAUCACUUUGGAAUAUAUUUUAUUUCUUGUGCACGCAGCCAAGAUUUCUUCAUUGAAUGUUGUGGCCAGUUGAGCUUUAGCCUUGUAGUUUACAGUUUUUUUUUUAUUCUCUGUGAUGAGGUGAGGGCUCUGACACUGAAGGAAGAUGUCUCCUUAAGCUCAUGGCUACAAAUAAAGAAAUUACGGUUAAUGUUGGGAAUUUGCUCCACAUUCUAGGAGUAACAAAAGAGAGCACUGAUUUCAACCAGAUUUUGCCACUACCCUUGUGAUUGGCACAGUCUUCUGUUAUAUCAUGAGAAAAGAAGCCAAGUGUAUUUGGGGACAGAAAAAGGAGUCUUUCAAGAGUUGGCAAGGGCCACUUCCAGGGCAAAGCACUUUCUUAACAAACAGCUCUCAAGGAAAAGCCUAUCUGGUAUCAGACUUGAUGUUUUUAUUUUGCCAGGCAAAAUAAAGCCAAUGGAAGAUAACUGGCCCAUUGCUUUUCUCACCCACAAUGACAUUCUUGUUUCUAGAAACUGGGCAGUGUUGCACUCCAAGUCCUUUUUAUUAGCUUCUUUGAAGACUUGUUUAUUUCCAAGAAUUUUGUUCAAAUGGAGGUAUUUCCAGAAAGACAACAGAAAGUCUUUUGGACAAUGGCAAUAUCAGUGAUGAGGAAAAUUACUGAAUUAUAAAUCUCCAUAAACGUCUAUAGCAGUGUUAUUUGUGUAUGGAUUAAAAAAAAAUCAUACACGUCAGCCAAAGAUUUUAUCUCUUUUCUUCUAAAUUUUAAUAAGAGGGAAUAAAAUAGGAUUAUAAAUACUUAUUUUACAAAUGAAAAGACUGUCACCUAAAACAGGAAUCCAAAGCAAAAAUGCAGUAAUAUAAAUGUGAGAAUUGGCACUGUGAAGACAACAGCAAAAUCUAGAGAGAGUGCAUGUCCCAUUGCUUAAGAUCAUUCACAUUUAACUCGAUUUUUUUAAAAACUUAAAUCUUUGUGCCCACAUUUUGCAACUAGUGAAUCAAUAGUUAAAGAAUACUCCCAAAACCUCUCACUAUAACAUUAGAUCUUUCCCUUACGAUAUAGUGUUUGUGGUAUGGUCCAUAGUAAUAAUCAAAGAGGCUUAGAGCUAUGUCGGUUGUUCAUAUAGGAACAGUGAACUCAUUCUGCUUGUGGAGCCUUAUUGUUUUAUUUCAUGAGACAGACAAAUGUCUAGAAGUGUAAUUUGUGGAUGGUGGAGAUUGUGAGGCCAGUCACAGAACACCAGAAGUAUUUAGUCAUCAGAAUAACGCUCAAAAACAGGCUUAUUUUUUGUGGGGGUAAGGGAGUACCUGAGAUUGAACUCAGGGGCUCUUGACCACUGAGCCAC
Molecule: messenger RNA, 3352 nt
Organism: Marmota flaviventris (yellow-bellied marmot)
Lineage: Eukaryota; Metazoa; Chordata; Mammalia; Rodentia; Sciuridae
Gene: Cers6
Product: ceramide synthase 6
Biological process (GO): ceramide biosynthetic process
Cellular component (GO): membrane
Molecular function (GO): DNA binding; sphingosine N-acyltransferase activity
Source: RefSeq, a predicted model, not a curated record